UAUAAUUGAAGACCUUCAUCGACAGCAUCAGGAGGAAGAAACAUCUUCAGAUUUUGCCAUACAUACGCUCGCCAUGAUCGAAGAUUACGAGGUGGAAGAGAAAAAGCAAGCUGCUGCUGAUGUAUUGUUUCAAUAUUCGAAAUUCGUGAUGGCAUCCAUUGGAAACCAGGUUCGACCCUGUGAUUUGAGGUUACAUUUGAUGAAGGAGAUUUCGGGUAUGCCAACUUCGUUAAAUAGAGAAUCAACGCAGGUUGCAGCCUCUCCUGAUGCAAUGGGGGAGUCAUCAAGUUCAGGAACAGCUAGACUCGAUAAAGUUGACAGUUUCCGCGCACUGUAGUUGCUAAUUGUCAUAGUUAUUGUUUAAGAAGUGGAAUUAUGACAACUUUUCAUGUCCUAUAUCUGAUUUGAUCUAUGUAGUUGAUCUCACUUUAUGUGACAAGAUUUCCUUUGUUGAUGUUGUUCAGAUGUGGUUCCUUAGAAGCACUGUUCUGCAUCUUUGCAUUGGUACACAAGUUAUGUUAUCCUUUUGUGUAGUGUCUCGUAGUUUCUAUAGAAGUGUAAUAAAUGUUUUGUUUCUUGGACAA
Molecule: messenger RNA, 584 nt
Organism: Arachis stenosperma
Lineage: Eukaryota; Viridiplantae; Streptophyta; Magnoliopsida; Fabales; Fabaceae
Exons: 3
Coding region: 74-337 (87 amino acids)
Source: RefSeq, a predicted model, not a curated record